Molecule: messenger RNA, 1053 nt
Organism: Exophiala spinifera
Lineage: Eukaryota; Fungi; Ascomycota; Eurotiomycetes; Chaetothyriales; Herpotrichiellaceae
Exons: 5
Coding region: 1-1053 (350 amino acids)
Molecular function (GO): oxidoreductase activity
Source: RefSeq, a predicted model, not a curated record
AUGACGACGACAACGGCCACCGAGGCCGUCGGCAAAGCCGUCAUCUCGAUCAAGCCGACGCCAACUUGGGUGCCACUGGAAAUCAAAGGCCACAUCCCAGAGCCUUUUAUUAUAUCGGAUUUCAACCUUCGAGUUGUUCCUCUGCACCCUACAUAUGCUUGUGAGCUGCAGGGUGUGGAAUGGGACAAACCUGUCACUCCAGAACUGUACCGAGAGAUUCGCAAACUUGUUGAUAAAUAUGGUGUAGUAGUCUGUCGAAAGACAAACUUAUCGGACGAAGCACAUAUCCGAUUUUCUCGUUUCUUUGGGGAGCUUGACGACGUCCGACCAUACCAGAAGGCUGGUAGGAUCCACAGACUAGCAUACCCUGAACUCUUUGAUGCUGGCAAUAUCGACCCUCAAACAGGGGAUGUUGCACCUUUGUCGGCCGCGCAAGUAAUUGGGAACAAGGCAAAUGAGCUUUUCCAUACAGACUCUUCGUUCAAUAGCAGGCGAGCGGGUCACUCACUGUUGUUAGCCCACAGGAUUCCUCCUGCUGGCACUGGAGGACACACUGAGUUUGCAGACUCUCGAACUGCAUACGAUGAUCUGUCUGACGAUCGGAAACGUCAGCUUGAGGGUUUGGUUGCUGCUCACUCGCUAUUUCAUUCUCGAAAGAAAGCAGUUCCGGAAUAUUUCAAAGACACUAAUCCAGAGAACUUGCCAUUGAGCCGUCACUUGCUUGUGCAGAAGCAUGAGUGGACUGACCGAAUGAACCUCUAUAUCGCAUCAUAUGUUCAUCACAUUGAGGGAAUGAGCAGAGAAGAAAGCACCAGGCUUAUAGAGGAGCUACUGGCCCAUGUUUCGCAGCCAAAAUACCGAUAUACUGCGGAGUGGAUCCAGAAUGGUGACAUGAUAAUUUGGGACAAUACUGCCGUCCUGCAUCGUGCAACUGGAGGCUCUUAUGAAGGACGAUAUCCGCGAGAUAUGCGUCGCACGACGGUGAAAGAUAUGAGUAGCACCAGGUUUGGUUUGAACGGGGAAGGAGCAGACUGGCGCGUUGGUUUGCCUUAG